Molecule: messenger RNA, 1299 nt
Organism: Tauraco erythrolophus (red-crested turaco)
Lineage: Eukaryota; Metazoa; Chordata; Aves; Musophagiformes; Musophagidae
Source: RefSeq, a predicted model, not a curated record
AUGAAGCACUUUGAUCCUAGUUGCUCUCUAACAGAAGACGACCACCUGAAGAAGAUAAAGAUGACCUUACGGUCUUUUGCUCCUGUUCAUACCAGUGUCUUGACUUCAGGUCCUCCUGGAGCGAAAAGCGAACCUCCCUUCCGACAACUGUGUGCCAUACACUGGCUUUUGAAAGCUUUGGCUCUUGAAUCCAGCAGUUUGAAGCAUUCCAUACGAAGGUGUUGGAAUCCAAUGGACCCUGGUGGUUCUAAAGAAACAGUAAAAGAAACUGAAGAGGAAAAGUUAGCAACAUGCAAGUGGGAGCUCUUUAUUACAAAGACAAAGAAAUGCACCUGGAAAGCACGAUAUGGUCCACUCAGCAGGAAGAUAAACAAGACAUCUACUCCAGGCAUCUCUCAGCUUAGCGGUCAGUCAUCUCCCCGUGGUCAAACCCCUCGUGGCAGCAUAACUUCCACUGUACUUUGCUCUGAAGAUGACGUCAAGAUUAAUGUAGUUUCAUCCGAUGUUAUGAGUGAGUCAGCACAAGCCAAACAACAACCACCUUUUUUCCCCUCCCUACAGAAAGUCAUCCAGGUAACACAUGAAGAGGUGUCAAAAGAUGUCCAUAAACAAGAAGAUAUCGUUAAGACCACCGGACUGCAGCGUUUGUUGCCAGUGGCUCAGAAGAACUGCAGAGGAGACGUGCCAUUCAUUAAGGACCAAGAGAGCAUAAUAUCUAGGAAGCAGAGGCCCAAAAAGCAGGAGUAAGGCCGUGGCUGCCGUAUCAGCUCUUUCAUUAAAAGCAAAUCUAACUUGUGUGCCAACGUGAGGCAAAAGUUCACAGCAGUGCGUGAAGCAGCAGCUUGUCGUUUACACGAUACCCUAGAGAGCCUUGAGAGGAGGCAGGAAGAGCGAUGUUUUCAAAAAUACCAGGCUUUGAAACAAUUGAAGUAUUUUGAAAGAGACAUGGAAAGAAUAAGACAGCUGGGCAUGAGAGCCGAAAAAGAACAUGACGAAGAUGGACUAAACUGGUUUUCCAUAUUGCUUGCCAGACUCCCAGAGUCUGUGAAGAGUGACCAUCAUGUACAGAAAAUCUUAAAGAAACUGGAAAAAUACAGCAAGACUCACAACUUGAGAAUUCAUCCAGACACCUUUCUUAAGGCUCUGGCUGACCUACAGGUGUGGGAGCUGUGUUCUCCAGAAAUUGCUGCAGCUGUGGAGUUUGUACGUGAAAGUGUUGUGCAGAUGCCAGAAGAGGAUUUCAGUGAGUGGUUUCAGAAAAGAGUAGCCUCUCUCAGUGCACAGACUUCUACCUUUUAA